This is a messenger RNA of Haliaeetus leucocephalus (bald eagle), 2370 nucleotides long. RefSeq names its product RAB15 effector protein (gene REP15). The transcript has a single exon. NCBI's taxonomy places the organism in Eukaryota, Metazoa, Chordata, Aves, Accipitriformes, Accipitridae. Bases 1538 to 2290 code for a protein of 250 amino acids. Gene Ontology annotation, biological process: receptor recycling. The record is from RefSeq and is a predicted model, not a curated record.
GAAAUGGAGAAGUAAUCCAGAAUAACUUCUGGAAUGACUCUUCUGAUUCCCAUCCACCAGGUAUUGUUGCAUCCUGGCUUUCCCUUCAGGGGAGAAGUUGCACUUACCCUACCUGCAUGCUUUUUAUAUCUUGCACCACUUUGUUGUUUACGAAUGUUUAGUGCAUACUUUAUGCUUCACUUUAGUAUUUUGGCAUUUUCAUUUGCAGCAAGAGCUUUUCCUACUGAGCCUCUUUAUCCACAGUUGGGAGGAAGAAGAUGGUGCUCUUUGAGGCAGCUAAGAAGCAAAAUCAUCUGAGUUACCAGUAGAUUUGGAGCAGUCGUCAGCAAGGAGAGAGUAUUAGGUGCUGGGGAACCCUUGAAUAGAAAGGAAAUUAGGGUUACAGUGAGAGAGAACAGGAGAAGCAGCAGCGUGCUCCCUCAUCAUAGCUGUGAGAAGGUCCUGAAGGAACGGAGAUGGGCCCAUGACACAUUUGAAGACCUGUGGAAGAAGACACGUAAUAUGUAGGCCAUGAUCUGUUCCUUAGAGAGAGGGACCCAAGGGCAGCAGUGGGACUGACCAGCCUGUGCACCUGAGAAGGUGUUUCUCUGGGUUGGCAGGAGUACAAGAACAGCUGUAGACAGAAGGAAAGAGAUAUCAAAUGAUGUUUCGAGCAAUGAGAGUAAAGAGGGCAGAGAAAGACAUAUCCUCGAUGCUUUUUUCACUCAUUCAGAAUGAAGGGGAGGAGGAAGAGCAGCUUUCAGCAGGACAGAGCCUGUUUCUUAAGAAUGGGGGUGGGAUCCCAGGCCAAUGAAGAGACUGUAGCGGUGCAUUUUGGCACCAGCAACAUCCAGAGCUGAACGGGGCUGGCUUCUGCUGUAGUGGUAAUAUAUGUUCCCGCUUUCACAGCUAGGGAGACGGGAUUUUGUGAGAUUAGGAAGCUUGUUUAUUUGUAGCUGUGUUUGAUGGUUGUGGAUGGUGGUGCGUUGACUGUCCGAGCUUCCCUGAGACAACCCAGUUAAAAGCAGCAACAGCACAAGCUUCUCCGUCGAGCCAGAAGUCCAACUGAUUCCGUGUGCAUUGCCGUGGCACAACUAAUGCCACUGACAGCAGCAGCAGCACCCUUCUCUGGGUGAUUAAAAGAAAAAGGUGGUUUCAUCUCCAGGAAACACCCAGCGCCAAUCAAAUGGCUUCUCUGUAAUAGUCCUAGAAAGGAGAUCAAAGGAGAUAAGAUCAGACUGGAAUGAGAUAGCAUCAGCUAAAGCAAUGGUGCCAGAAUUAACAAUAAGGAAAACAAGCCCAGAUGAAUUCAGUAGGUGUGAAAGUUACUGGGCCUGUUGCGCUGGUUGCUGCUCAGUCAGCUGUGGAGAAACACACCCAGGAGAAAGCCGUCUGCCCUGCCGGACGGCAGCUUGCUCCAAGAGCUCAUCUCUACUGCUGCCAUGACCUUCAUCUGGAAGGCAACAGGUAACCAUGUGCAUGUUUAAUAGGUCUGGCUGAGCCCAGCACCUACAAAGCCUUCGCUGGAAAAGGAAGGGACUUCCCCGAGGCAGUCUGCAUGUGGAAACGACCUCCUCCUGCACAGAAAAUGGGCCAGAAGGUCUCACACGAGGAUGACCAAGAGAACAAGGCUCAAACUCUGGUCAUCUGCGAAGUCUUCAGCCAAGGUGUGGUCCAUGCAUCUCAAAGGCUGAAGGACUAUCUUGGGUUUGUGGAUCCUCAGAGCAAAUUCCAGCCAGCCACAAACACACUGAGCGAGAUCUUUUUGGUCAACUUCAUCAGCUUCUGCGUGGAAAAGGGAGUGGAGGAACGUAUCGCGACCAGCAAAAUGACCAAGCAGCAGUCCUCCCUGUUCGGGGUGGACUGGGUUUGGACUCUGUCUGGGGCUGACAAGCAAAUCAAGCUCCAGAUCGCUGUGCAGGCUUUACAGCUGGCUGAGCUCUCCUGCAGCGACGGCGGCCCCGCUGAGGCGGUGGAGGACUGCUGCCGGGAAGCCGUGCUGGCAGACGAGUGCUUCCAAAACAGGAGCAGGUUUGAGAAGCUGGCGGAGUUCUGCCGCUUGGUGGGACGGGACUGCCUGGGCUUGUUCAUCAUGUUCGGUGUGCCAGGGAAGCCCAAGGCCAUCCGAGGAGUCAUGCUAGACAGCAUUGCCAAGGAGGAGCAAAAAUGCUGCCUGUUGGGCAGGGAUGCGCUACAGCAAUUUGUCACCAGUACUGACAGCUUCCUGCCCACAAAAGACAUGCUGGAAAACUGCCUCGGUGCAAAAAAUGGACCGAAAGAGGUGGGCAAUGUGUACAUAAACUUUCUGUAAGCCACUGGUUAACAGCAGUGGCUCUCUGCAUGCCAGCACCAGAGGCUGCGUGGGGCUCAGCUCUGCCUCUCUCGCUUUUC